This is a messenger RNA of Naegleria fowleri, 1422 nucleotides long. RefSeq lists its product as uncharacterized. Bases 1 to 1422 code for a protein of 473 amino acids. Lineage: Eukaryota; Heterolobosea; Eutetramitea; Acrasida; Naegleriidae. The transcript has a single exon. The record is from RefSeq and is a predicted model, not a curated record.
AUGUCCUCUCAACCUUUCACAACAAGUACUCACGUUGUUCUCCUUUUCCUCCUUUUGAUUCUCUCCUCCAUUUACGGUGCAACUGUCAACAAGAAUUGUGCUCUCAUCGUUCCAGAGAAUCCUCUCACCCUGAAAGGUCUCAUUACUCCCUAUCUGUUACGAGCACUAAACCCAGCUGAUGGAGACUGUCUCAUGUCCAAUCCAGAUCAACAAGCCUUUGUCGAGGGAGUGAUCUUUGUUCCCUCCACAGGUCAACUUUUUGUGUACAACCCACUGGUCAUUUCAGAAAGUUCUACAGCACCUGCCAUUCCACCCACGCCUCUAAAAUCCCUCCCAAGUGAUGCCGUGGUGGGUUUGUGGUUUGGUACCAAUGCCGAUACACUUACUCUUCUCGCAAAGAAUAAUGUGUCAUUGAGUCAGGGAAAUUGUGUGAAUGGAUUAGGAAAUGGUGAUGUGUUUGGACAGUUUGCUGCAUGCAACGCGAAAGAGUUUUUCCAUGCUCUGAAAACUUCGAAAGCCUAUCAACAAGGAAAACUUGUUCCUCCAUUGCCACCAUUGGGAACUGCCAAAGAUGGAAAACCUUGCAUGACUGUGAGAGAUUUUGGAUUGGUCGAUAUGGAUCAAUCAGAUAAUGUGGUCACUUCUUAUUUAUUGACCAAAGAUGGAAAAACGGCUCAGAAUACUGAGGCGAAUGUGAAAGCUUUAGGAACAAGAACUUCUGUUACUACCAUUGUGAAUGGUUCUGACAAUCGAUUGUUAUCCAUUUCUUUAGAUCAAGCUCUUGGUUGCACUCCAUAUAAAGUUCCUGAUUUGGCCAAUAAUGGGACAUUGGCUGCUGCUUUGGCUUUGAAUGAAAUUCAAGCUACUCUCCAACAGAAACCUCCAGUCGCACUAAUUCCGCGGGGAAAUCCAAUGGUCCGAACGAGCGGAGAUAAGGCUUCCCUUAAAAAGUUGAAUUUAUAUCGGGAAGCAGUCUUUCAACCUCAUGCACCAUCCAUGAGUUUCGCAUCGACUCGUUUGUAUUGUUUCCAUUUUGGACUUGUUGGAACCUUUCGAAUUUUGUUGGACAAACCAUUCACUGUGAAUGCAACAUCUCCAAAUCCAGACGUUGCGAAUAACUUGUUCACCUUCUUAGCUCAGAGAUUUGCAAAUAGUUGGAAGGGAUUGAAGUGUGACAUGCUGUUAGAUAUUGAUUCUCCAAUUGCUUUGGUGACCAAUGCGAAUGGUGUGACGACAGAUGCCAAAUUGGAUAUUAAUGCAUUAUCUGAUUCAUCCUUAAUAGAAAUUGAUCAAUAUAUGAAUGAUACAGAUACGAGAGCAGUGUCUACAUCAUCAGGUAAUACAUUCGGAAAGAAUGUGACUUUUGUGUGGCCACUGUUGUGUUUGGUUAUUACCAUUUUAGGAAUUGUGAAUUUCCUAUAA